AGACUUUAUAUGCGCCUGAGUUAGCUGAUCCUUCUAAGGAGAAACUUUCAUUCCUUUAUAUUCAAUGUUGCUAGCUAAUUUAGCUAACGUCCUUCUUCUCUCUCUCUCUCUCUCUCUCUCUCUCUCUCUCUCUGGGAGACGAGUACUGGAAAUGAAAUGAGUAGUUGUGAUACUGCUGUUUUCAUUAAAUGUAAUGUUAAAGGAUGUUUUCAUAAUUCAUGGAAGAAGAAUCAGAAGCGAGCGUAAAUCGCGUUUCUUCUCGUCCUGUACAAUAGCAGCACAAUGUUGCGCUAGGAAGCGACAUUAGCAAAACUGCCUAACUUGCUAACCCAUUUAUUUAUUUAUUAGCGUUUUGUAACUGCAUGCAAAAUGUUUAAACGCUAUCCAGCACUAGAUAUAGUUUAAAUAGGGCAUACUGAGUAUUUCUAUCACUAAUAUACUAUGCAGGUUUUACCCAGUUACUUUUACUGAUGCAUGAAAUGAUUAUUCGGCUUUGGGACACACACACACACACACACACAUUAACUUUACCAGAAAUUACAGGAUUUGUUACAGGGUUUUACUUCUUGAGGUUUUUACGAUGAUUUAGUAGCUAACAGAAGUGCAGGACCACCAGCUACAUCAACCGCCAUUAUACUGCUACUAUGUUACAGGAACCUCCGAAUAUGUCCGUAAUUUAAAAUGUACAUUUAAAGUUACUCUGAAUGUUUGCUAUUGCUGAUUUCAUCUGUGCAGUGUAUCAUUUGAUAAUGUUUUAUAGAUUGUAGGAUGUUUUACAGAGACGCACAGAAACCACACAGAUAAGUAUAUUUAAUAUUGUGGCAAGUGUGUGAUAACUCUUUUUAGGAUGGAACUAUACUUGAAAUGACUCAAUUGGGAAUGUAAUUAAACUACAGUUUUCAAACCCAGUCCCUGUUGUGAAACUCAUACCUUUCUCAUUCCCUUUGGAUAACUAUUAUGUGAUAUAAGGUCCAAUUUUUUGUUUGUUUGUUUUUAAGUUCCAUCGAUAUUUGAAAUCACACCAAGUUGUUUUGGCUGUGUCAGAAGUUUAAUGCAUCAUUGUUGUUGCAUGUCACAUUGACUGUCUUCUCCUUAUAAAAUUUGUUUUAGGACAGUUUGAGAACACUUCACCCAAAUGUUCAUGUGAUUGUAAAAAUACAGUGUGAGUUUGGCAAACGGAUCAGGCCAGUUUUACAGUCGCUGUGACCAGUCUGUUGUGGUGAUGCAGGAGCUCAGUUUGAUUAAGAAUGUCCUGUUUAUAGGUCAGUCUACAUCCAUAUCUUCACCUACAGUCACUGGCUAUGGUUCGUAAAAAAGAAAGAUAGAAGAAGGAACAAGAAGUACAAGCUGCAGAACUUUGGUUCCUCUGUGGAGUUGCUGGGCUUAUAUUGCGGGAUAGUGUGGGAAUCUUGACAAUCCGGGCGGGCCUUGUAGUAGAGCCGCUAAUCCAACUGGAGAGGAGUAAGUUCAGGCACCUUACAAGGAUGCCCCUGGACAGCUCCCACUAGAGCUGCAUUAGACAUGUCCCACUGGAUGGAGACCCUGAGGUUGACCCAGGAAAUGCUGGAGAGAUAGCAUCACAAUUGGCUUGGGACCAUCUGGGGAUCCCUCAGGAGGAGCUGAAAUAUUUGGCCAUAGAUAAGAGAGGUUGUGAUGAACUUCUCAGCCUGCUGCCACUACAAACCCACCAGGGAUACCAGAUGGAAAAUGAGUGAAUGGGUGAAUGAAUGGGGGGGGAAAGGAAAUAUAAAAAAAAAUGAUUGAACCCUUGCUUUGUUCCGUGUAAACAACUUGACAGUCUAUCCUCAUUAAAAGAGGAGCAAAAAUCGACCCCCCCCCGUUUAAGUACUUUUACAGGUGCAUAACAUCCUUCCAUGAUGAACAGCACCAAGAAUGGCACAGCGGUGGAGGGUUCGGGUGCCAGCGGGACAAUGGUGCUCGAGUCGGCCUCAAUCAUAGUUAUUGCUUUGCUCAUCUGCUUAGGAAAUCUGCUUGUUGUUGUGACGCUUUAUAAGAAGCCCUACCUGCUGACACCUAGCAACAAGUUUGUGUUCAGCCUGACCUUGUCCAACCUGCUUCUGUCAGUGCUCACUCUCCCUUUUGUGGUAGCCAGCUCUCUGCAGCGAGAAUGGAUGUUUGGGGUGGUGUGGUGCAACUUCACAGCCUUGCUUUAUCUGCUUGUUAGUGCCGCUAGCAUGCUCACGCUAGGAGCCAUUGCCAUUGACAGGUACUAUGCUGUAUUAUACCCUAUGAUCUACCCAAUGAAGAUCACAGGAAAUCGGGCCACAGUGGCCAUUGUUUACAUUUGGCUUCACUCUUUAGUGGGCUGCCUGCCGCCACUUUUUGGUUGGUCGGCGUUUGAGUUUGAUAACUUCAAGUGGACCUGCACAGCAGCCUGGCACAAGGAAGUUGGCUAUACAUCUUUCUGGGUCACUUGGUGCUGCUUGCUUCCCCUGGUGGCUAUGCUAGUGUGCUACAGUGUUAUUUUCCGUGUAGCUCGUAUCAAAGCACGUAAGGUGUAUUGUGGGACUGUGGUGGUUGCCCAGGAGGAGUCUGGCAUGCAAAAGAAUGGUCGCAAGAACUCCAACACCUCCACCUCUUCUAACAGCAGCCGCAAGAGCCUCAUAUACUCAGGCAACCAGUGCAAAGCUUUCAUCACCAUCCUGGUGGUGAUAGGGACAUUCUUGGCUACCUGGGGGCCCUAUGUGGUAGUGAUUGGAACUGAGGCAUUGUGGGGAAAAGGUAGUGUUUCUCCACAGGUGGAGACUCUAGCAUCCUGGCUGUCUUUUACCAGUGCAGCAUGCCACCCAUUAAUCUAUGGACUAUGGAACAAAACUGUGCGUAAGGAGCUGCUGGGUAUGUGCUUUGGGGACCGCUACUACCGAGAGUCAUUCGUCACACGUCACAGGACGUCACGACUCUUCAGCAUCUCAAACCGGAUCACUGAUCUGGGGAUGUCUCCACACCUGACAGCAAUGCUAGUUGGAGGAGGGCAACUCUUAAGGCCUGGUAGUAGCACUGGUGAUACUGGGUUCAGUUAUACUCAAGACUCAGCUACAGACAUCAUGCUACUGGAUAACUACUCAUCUGACACCUCGCAUUUCACACACUGCAAUGGCUUUAAAAGAAGAAGCUCCGUCACAUUUGAGGACCAAGUAGAACAACCUCGUAAAAGUGACUUCCCAACAGUCCAAGUUACUGCCGAUGUCCAUAAGUCCCUUGACAGCUUUGCAUACUGUCUGGCAAAGGUCAUAGAGAAUGAUGCCAAGCUGCAGCUGUUUGGGGAGAGCAUGCCAAUUCCUAGCAGUUUAUUGAUAGCACGCAACACACAGAGAGGACCACGGUAUCUAGAUGGACAGAGGCUUAGAAUGGAGAGCAUUGAUGAAGGAAUAGUCAAAGAUGAUGAAGAUGAAGAAAAUGUCCAUGAUGGAUUUGUCUGAUGGUAUAUACACUGCACUUUAAGUGUACACUGUGCACUAUGCUGCCUUGUUUGGUACAGAGUCUUCUUAAGGUACUCAACCAUCCAAAAUGUGGCUUAUUAUUUAUGUAAUUGAUAAAUAUAGGAACCAUGAGCUGGUUAAAAACUUGCAUAAAGGAGACUGAGACCUGUGUGGACAAAGUUAAAUGUACUGUAAUGGAGAUGCCCCUUUAUAGCAAAGGGGGGGAGAGGUUUGGUUGUAUUGUGUUAAGAUAACUAAGCUGUGUUUGUGCACAGGCGGCACAUAAAAUAGGUACAACUUAGACAGUUGUAAUCAGUACUUUGUCAAGGUGCCUUUUUUGUUGUUUGUUUUUUUUUUUUUUUUGCAAGGAAGCCAUAACCACUAUAUUGAGUACCUGUGAUGUCUGUGGGGAAUAAUUAGUGCUGUCAGCCUUAAAUAUUAUUCUGUUUUCCUUUGUAUAAUUUACUUUGUAUGAAGAUGGUGGGUUUUAAAACAAAGGAAUCUUGUAUUCCUGUUUUAUGCUGAGAAAGUUAUUCUGGUGGCAGUAUGCCAUGGUUUUUCUAAUGUAAAAAACUGUUAAUGUGGUGCAUUAUAAUCAGUAUUAUGAGCAGUUGUUUAUAUGCUAGUAUUCAUUCUCAAUCCAAGAGGCUUAUCCAACUCUAUGCCUCCUGUGACGUGAUGUCUUUGUUGAAACAGGCUGGGACUCAUUGCAUUUGGAACUUCUCCAGUAGUAUUGAGAUGCAAGAACAGCAAUGUUGUGUCUUUAUUAGUACAGUUGCACUUAAAUGAUAUGUGCUGUCUUGAGGUAAGGUUCCUUUUCUCCUGCUACUGUUAGAAUAAGGAAACUGUUCCACUGACCUGCAAAUCGUCCAAUUGAACAAAGAAUAGUUUACAAUUUAGUCUGAGAAUUCCUGUGGAAUGUUUUAUACCAAAAGUCAAUAUUAAUUGUGCUGUAUACUGUCAUGGUAAAAAAGCUAUAAAAAAUACCAUAAAACACAAACUACAGGGAUUUCUUGUAUUGGUUUAUUAUAAUCCCAAAGACUGAGUAUCUGUUUGUAUAUAUUCAGUCGUUUAAAAGCUACUAUUCCGUGUCCAUAAUGAUCACAGCACAAUAAUGAAUAAAUAUUAAUGUUUUCCUCUA
Molecule: messenger RNA, 4581 nt
Organism: Ictalurus punctatus (channel catfish)
Lineage: Eukaryota; Metazoa; Chordata; Actinopteri; Siluriformes; Ictaluridae
Gene: gpr161b
Product: G protein-coupled receptor 161a
Exons: 6
Coding region: 1875-3440 (521 amino acids)
Biological process (GO): G protein-coupled receptor signaling pathway
Cellular component (GO): membrane; recycling endosome
Molecular function (GO): G protein-coupled receptor activity
Source: RefSeq, a predicted model, not a curated record